This is a messenger RNA of Erigeron canadensis, 3382 nucleotides long. RefSeq lists its product as uncharacterized. NCBI's taxonomy places the organism in Eukaryota, Viridiplantae, Streptophyta, Magnoliopsida, Asterales, Asteraceae. The record is from RefSeq and is a predicted model, not a curated record. The transcript is spliced from 4 exons. The coding region runs from base 105 to 3092 and encodes 995 amino acids.
UCAUUUUCUCCCUUUCUCUGCACUUUUCUUUCAUCUCUUGUUCCUCUUCUUGUUUCUGCAGAGUGAGAGUUGUUGGUUUGUGUUUAUUUCGGGUGAAAGGUCCGAUGGCAAGAGGGAGUAGGGGUGGGAAUAACCGGAGAAGGGUUGAGAAAAGAGAAGAAGAUUCAGAGGAUUCGGAUGAGGAAUAUAAGGUGACUGAAGAUGAAGAGUCUGAUGAGUCGGAUGAGUGUUAUUCCUUUGAUGGCGAGGAAUCGGAAGAGGAUAUAUUGGAUGAUUUUGAAGUGUCGAGGAGAGCUGUUAGAUCAAGAAAUACGCGGAGGACUAGUUCAGGUAGGAAGGGGAACAGGACGGUUAAGCCUAGGAAAAAGAGAAGGAUUGCUUAUAAAGAAGAUGAUGAUGAUGAUGAUUAUGAUGAGGAGGAGGAGGGGGAGGAGGUUGGUGAUGCAGGAUUUGUGUCUUCAGGUAGGAAAGUUAACCUGGUAAAGAAGCCUACUGAAAAAAAGAGGGUUUCAUAUAUAGAAGCAGAUAAUGAUGAUGAGGAGGAGUUGGAGGAGGAGGAGGGGGAGGAGGAAGAGGAAGAUGAACAUGCAGAAUUUGUGUCUGCGGGUAGGAAGAGAAGUCGUAGAAAUGCCCGAGAAAAGAAGAGGAUUGUAUAUACAGAAGAUGAUGAUGAGGAGGAGAAGGAUGGUGAUGAGGAUGAUGCAGAAUUUAUGUGUUUGGGUAAAAAGAGAAACCAUAGAAAGAACCCCCAAGAAAAGAAGACGGCUGUAUAUACGGACAAUGAUGACAGAGAUGAUUAUGAGGAUGAUGUGGAAUUUGUGUGUCCUCGUAGAAAGAGAAACCAUAGAAAGAAUCCACGGGAAAAGAAAGUUUUAUACACAGAAGAUGAUGAGGAGGAUGACAAGGGUGGUGCAGAAUUUAUGUCUUUGGGUAGCAAGGGAAACCAUAUAACAAAUGCCCCGGAAAAGAAUAUAGUAUAUGCAGAUGAUGAUGAUGAUGAGGAUGAUGUGGAAUUUAUGCCUUCGGGUAUACAAAGGGAUGUGUAUGCAGAAGAUGAUGAUGAGGAUGCCGCAGAAUUUAUAUCUUCAGGUAGCACAAGAAACCAUAUAAAAAAUCUGCCAGAAAAUAAAAGGGUUGUAUAUUCAGAAGAUGAGGAGGAAGAGGUGGAGGUAGAAGAGGAUGCCGAUGACGAUGAUGCAGAAUUCAUGUAUACGGGUAGGAAGGCAGACCUGAAAAAGAAUCUUCGAAAGAAGAGGAAAGUUUCGUACAUGGAAGAUGAUGACGAUGAAGAUUCUGAGCUUAUGACUACUAUUGAUAAAGAAAACCAGAUGCAAGAGCCUGGAGAACAGAUGAUGGUUUCAUAUAAAGAGGAGAACCAAGAAGAUGCGGAUGAAAAGGAUGCAGAAUUUAGGUUGACUGAGAGUGAUUAUGUUGAUGAUGAAGAUGAUUCUGAGUUUGUGUCUACAAGUAGGAAUGGAAACAGGAUACCAGAACCUAUAGUAACACAGAUGGUUUCAGAUAACGAAGAUUAUCAGGAAGAGGAGGAAGAUGAAAAAGAUGCUGAAUUUAAAUUAAGUGAGAGCGAUUUUGUUGAUGAUGAAGAUGAAACUCCUAAGAUGAAGAAGAAUGAGAAAAUUAGUAGGUCUUAUCCACAGAAGAAGAAUGUUCGAAGAGGACAGAAAAAGAGCAAAAAGUCAAAGAUUAAAAAGCCAACAAAGUCAAAACAAAGCAAUUAUUUGGAAAACAAACAGGCAGAAAACAAGAGACGCACACAGAGGGUAAUGGCAGGAUCUGAUUCGGAUUUUGUUAGUUCUGCAUCAUCGGAUCACGAGUACACUAUAUCAGAGGAAGAAAGAGAACAGAUAAGAGAAGCCGUGGUAUACUGUCCAACUUUAAGACCUAAGUUAAGAAGCUCUUCUAAUGGAAUGCAAGAAGAACAGCCAGCACAUGAACAAAGAUAUCCAAAAAGGAAAGGUAAAGAAAAGGUAGAAGAUAUGAAAGAUGAAGUAGGAAAGCAAGUUUGUGGAAUUUGUUUAUCAGAAGAAGCAAAGAGAACUGUCAGAGGGGUGCUAAAUUGUUGUCGGCAUUAUUUUUGUUUCUCGUGCAUCAUGGAAUGGUCAAAGGUGGAAUCCCGUUGUCCUUUAUGCAAGCAACGAUUUGCAACAAUAACAAAAGCUGCAAAAUCAGAUACCGGGUUUGAUUUGAGGACCGUGGUUAUCUCUGUUCCCGAGUGUGAUCAGGUUUAUCAACCGUCCGAAGAAGAACUAAGGGGUUACCUUGAUCCAUAUGAAAGUGUGAGGUGUACCGAAUGCCAGAAUGGCGGGGAUGAUGCAUUGAUGCUUUUAUGUGAUAUAUGUGAUUCGUCUGCACAUACUUAUUGUGUUGGUCUUGGGCGUGAGGUACCUGAAGGAAAUUGGUAUUGUGAGGGAUGUAGACCAACUGUUUUCGGAACUCUAAGUUCACAACGUCCAACACCUCCAUCAGAUCGAAGAUUAAGUGGUAAUGCGUCAGAUCUAUCAUCUCCGAUUGCUGGAGGCUUUGAUCUUAAUGAGAUGUAUGUACCUGAAACACCAUUAAUACAACAAACUUAUGUUCUUCCCGAGCCUAUGCCUGCUCCUACCGGAACUGCAGCAACUACAUUAAGGGAUAGACGCAGGAUACAUCGCCAUAUACAAGAUAGAAUUCUAAAUAAUAAUAGAAUGAGUGAUUUAGUUGCUAGAUCUAGUGGAACAUCGGCUGCUUCUUCUUCUUCGGGAAUCAGACUAUUUGGGUCUCAACUUGAUCAAACUAGGGUCUCAACUCCUCAAAAUGCCCAUAUUAUGCCUUCAAUGCAUGAUACGAGUAUCAUCUCUCCAAGAAUGGAUCAAUUUGGUGUACAAUUGCAGAGUUCAAAUUUCGCAACUAUGGAUAUGUCAUUGCAAGAUGAACAUGGUGGGUCGGGUAUGGGUUUUGAAUCAAGAUUAGGAUUUCCGCAACUCCACCCGUGCACCAACAGAUCAAGCAUCGGGUCUGAUCCAUGCCCAUCUCCAUAUGCUUGCAGAGAUGUUAUAGGACCCUCAAGAACAUCACAAGGCGGUCUUCAGGCCCCAUGAUAACUGCAGGCAGCUAACAACGUGCAGUGACAGUUAAAUUUAUGUCAAUCAUGAAUGUCAUUUUUUUUCUCAUAUCGGUUAGGGUUUUAGAUAUUUGAUUGGUAUUGAUACAAUUGGAUUACCCUCCUCAACAACCCCCAUAAAUUCAUUCUUCUGUUUAUCAUAUAAACAAACCCCCUUUAUACAGGUCAACCAUUUUUAUAAUUUUGAUGUGCAAGUCAUGCAAUGUAAUUUGUACAUUGUACCGGUUUUUGAUAUAAUUAUCAUCAUUAUUAGUUUUAUUAUGGAAA